AUGUCCCAUUCGGUGAAAAUGCCUAUCGCCAUCAUCACCUCGCCCGCUGGCGCCACAGCGGCUCUGCCCCAGAUGCAAACGAUCUUGUCGCCAACUUCAUCCAAAUCAAAUCAAACAUUCCAAUAUCGCGUUGAGGAGCGCAGAAGGACCGUGUUCAUCAAGAGCGAUACGCCACCCAGUCAGUGGGACGCCGGAACCGUUCAAGAGAUCAUCAAACUAGCCGAUAUUCAGGAAGGGGAGGCGGUACACGUCCAAGAACAGCAGCAGGGCCGGCUUUCACCCCCAAAUCCAUCACGACGCACCCAGAGCAUGACAGAUAAGGAGUAUUUGAUAUACGAAGAGGAAGCAAGCCCACAGCAAACUCGGAGUGAAGGUGAAAAGGACGUUCGGAAGUCGACGUAUCUUAGACGCCCGGGGCCGAAGAGUGAGUCGGCGUUGCGCGGUUCAGUCUUCAUGCGGUCGGAUAGCCCAUCCAGCAACUCGUCCAAGAGAAGAUCGCGUCCUCGCAUCCUCUUCUAUCACAAGCAAGACCCUCAUUACGGGUUCACGAAUUUCUCUGCCCAUCCGGUGAUGUACGAGGGAAAGAAGUACCCCACGAGCGAGCACCUCUUCCAGUCUUUCAAAUUCCAAGGCCAUAGACCUGGACUUGCUGAGCAUAUCCGGACGUGCUCCGAGCGACCGAGCGUUGCAUUCUCUGAAGCCCGUAGAUUUCAACCAGAAGCUAGACGCGACUGGCUGAAGGUCAACAUCGAGAUGAUGGACAGGGCUAUCUUCCACAAAUUCAUGCAACAUGAGGAUCUGAAGCAGGAACUUCUUUCAACAGGCGAUGCUGAGCUUGUCGAGGACUCCGAUAAAGAUGCUUUCUGGGGAGUGGGCGCAGAUGGUCGAGGCCGCAAUGAGCUCGGUAAGGCGUUGGAGAGGCUACGAGACAAACUCCGCUCGAUGAAGGCGUGUUGA
Molecule: messenger RNA, 957 nt
Organism: Pleurotus ostreatus (oyster mushroom)
Lineage: Eukaryota; Fungi; Basidiomycota; Agaricomycetes; Agaricales; Pleurotaceae
Exons: 4
Coding region: 1-957 (318 amino acids)
Source: RefSeq, a predicted model, not a curated record